Molecule: messenger RNA, 825 nt
Organism: Acanthosepion pharaonis
Lineage: Eukaryota; Metazoa; Mollusca; Cephalopoda; Sepiida; Sepiidae
Source: the annotation of a GenBank genome assembly
AUGUCUUCUCUCCCUGUGUCUCUCUCCGUAUCUGUCUCACUCUCUCUCUCUAUCUCUCUCUAUGUCCCUCGCCUAAAUUCUCUCUAUCUCUCUUUCUCGCCCUCUGUCUCUGUCUCUCUCCUUCACUCUUUCUUUAUCACUUCCCUCUCUCUCUCUGCGUCUCUCUCUUCCCCUCUGUCACUCUCUCUGUGUCUAUCUCCAUCUCUCUCUUUGUCUAUAUCUCCUCUCUCUCUGUUUCUGUUUGUGUGUCUCUCCCUCACUCUCUCUGUCUCUCUCUCCCUCUCUUUCUCGCUCUCCGUCUCUAACUUCUCCCUCUGUCUCUUUCUGUCUCUCUUUCGAUGUCUCUCUCUCUCUUUCUCUCCUUCACUCACUUUCUGUCUCUCUCUAUCCCUCUCUAUCACUGUCUCUCUCCGUCUUUGUCUCCCACCUUCAUUCUUUCUGUCUGUCUCUCUCUUUCUUCCCUCUCUUUCUCUCUCUGUCUUACUUUUUAAUUUACUUCCCACGCUCUUAGUCUCUUCAUCUAUCUAUCUAUCUAUCUAUCUAUCUAUCUAUCUAUCUAUCUAUCUAUCUAUCUAUCUCACUAGCUGCCCGUCUAUCUAUCUAUCUAUCUAUCUAUCUAUCUAUCUAUCUAUCUAUCUAUCUAAGUAUAUUCAUAUCUAUCUAUCUAUCUAUCUAUCUAUCUAUCUAAGACGAUUCAUUAUCUAUCUAUUUCAAUUUUUUACAAUAAAGCCCGGGGCUACUCAAUGUAGAAGAUUGCAGUAUUUCAUUUCUAUCUAUCUAUCUAUCUAUCUAUCUAUCUAUCUAUCUAUCUAUGUCAAUUCAUAG